AUGAUGGUGGAAUCCGCCUCGGAGACAAUCAGGUCGGCUCCGUCUGGUCAGAACGGCGUGGGCAGCCUCUCUGGGCAGGUCGAUGGCGGCGGCGGUGGCAGUGGUGGUGGUGGUGGCGGGGCCGCGGGCACUGCUGGAGGCGGUGCGGGCAGGGACACGGCUCCCGGCGCAGACAGCAACGGCGAGAUGAGCCCUGCGGAGCUGCUGCACUUCCAGCAGCAACAGGCUCUCCAGGUGGCCCGGCAGUUCCUGCUGCAGCAGGCCUCCGGCCUGAGCUCCCCCGGGAACAAUGACAGCAAGCAGUCGGCCUCUGCCGUGCAGGUGCCUGUGUCAGUGGCUAUGAUGUCGCCACAGAUGCUCACGCCCCAGCAGAUGCAACAGAUCCUGUCACCCCCACAGCUGCAGGCCCUGCUCCAGCAGCAGCAAGCACUCAUGCUCCAGCAGCUGCAGGAAUAUUACAAGAAGCAGCAGGAGCAGCUCCACUUACAACUCCUCACCCAACAGCAGGCUGGGAAGCAGCAACCCAAAGAGGCACUGGGGAACAAGCAGCUGGCCUUCCAGCAGCAGCUCCUGCAAAUGCAACAGUUGCAGCAGCAGCACCUGCUCAACCUGCAGAGGCAAGGGCUGGUCAGCCUGCAGCCCAACCAAGCCUCGGGGCCCCUCCAGACCCUCCCGCAAGCAGCCGUGUGCCCAACGGACCUGCCCCAGCUGUGGAAGGGCGAGGGUGCUCCCGGGCAGCCCGCCGAGGACAGCGUCAAGCAGGAGGGGCUGGACCUCACUGGCACAGCCACCACCGCUACCUCGUUCGCCGCCCCCCCCAAAGUCUCACCCCCCCUCUCCCACCACACCCUACCCAACGGACAGCCCACUGUGCUCACACCUCGGAGAGACAGCUCCUCCCACGAGGAGACGCCCGGCUCCCACCCCCUGUAUGGACACGGAGAGUGCAAGUGGCCCGGCUGUGAGACCCUGUGUGAAGACCUGGGCCAGUUUAUCAAACACCUCAACACAGAGCACGCCCUGGACGACCGGAGCACGGCCCAGUGCCGCGUUCAGAUGCAGGUGGUGCAGCAGCUGGAGAUCCAGCUCGCCAAGGAGAGCGAGCGGCUGCAGGCCAUGAUGGCCCACCUGCACAUGCGGCCCUCCGAGCCCAAGGCCUUCAGCCAGCCACUGAACCUAGUCCCCAGCUCCUCCUCCUUCUCCAAGGUGACCGUCUCCGCAGCCGACUCGUUCCCAGAUGGUCUCGUGCACCCCCCCACCUCGGCCGCCGCCCCUGUCACCCCACUCCGGCCCCCUGGCCUCGGCUCUGCCUCCCUACACAGCGGGGGCCCCGCUCGCCGGAGGAGCAGUGACAAGUUCUGCUCCCCCAUCUCCUCAGAGCUGGCCCAGAAUCACGAGUUCUACAAGAACGCCGACGUCCGGCCCCCCUUCACCUACGCCUCCCUCAUCCGCCAGGCCAUCCUGGAAACCCCCGACAGGCAGCUGACCCUGAACGAGAUCUAUAACUGGUUCACCAGGAUGUUUGCCUAUUUCCGGAGGAACACGGCCACCUGGAAGAACGCGGUGCGACACAACCUCAGCCUGCACAAGUGCUUCGUGCGUGUGGAGAACGUCAAGGGCGCCGUGUGGACUGUGGACGAGCGAGAGUACCAGAAGCGGAGACCGCCAAAGAUGACGGGGAGCCCCACCCUGGUGAAGAACAUGAUCUCAGGCCUCAGCUAUGGAGCACUUAACGCCAGCUACCAGGCUGCCCUGGCCGAGAGCAGCUUCCCCCUCCUCAACAGCCCUGGCGUGCUGAACCCCGGCUCCGCCAGCAGCCUCCUGCCCCUCAGCCACGACGACGUGGGCGCCCCCGUGGAGCCGCUGCCCAGCAAUGGCAGCAGCAGCCCCCCUCGCCUCUCCCCACCGCAAUACAGCAACCAGGUGCAGGUGAAAGAGGAGCCAGCCGAGGCGGAGGAAGACAGGCGGCCGGGGCCCCCUGGGGCCCCCAACCCCAGCGCGGUGGGGCCUCCAGAAGACAGGGACCUGGAGGAGGAGAUGCCGGGAGAGGAACUGUCCUAAGGGCCUUGGGGGCAGGCAGGGCAGGGGUGAGACCCCUCCCUCGGGAACCCAGGCCCCACCUACCCCACUCCACACCCCGCCCGCACCUCAAGGCACUUGCAGGACUCAGGCCAGCAACUCCCAAGGUGACCUGACCUACGACACUCGGGGUGGGCAGGGACGGGCUGCCCCCGAGGGGACACGGAACCCCUGGUCUGGGACCGGCAGAGGACACGGAGGGCCCAGACCCCUCCUCAGCCCCUCCCCUACAUCUGAAUCCCGCCUCCCCCCCAACCACCAGCAGCAGCAGCAGCAGGGCCCCCCUCCCCCACCAGCUCGCCCCCACAGGGCCCCUCAGCGCCAUGGAGACCCGCAGGCGGGGCUAAGCCACCCUCUCAAACCCAGGGCCCCCACACCUGACUCUGGCUGUGUUUUCUGGCCAGAGGCCUCCCCUCCCUAAUAAUCCACGCCUUUCCACCUUCUCCUCCGAACUGUGAAGAGGUAGCUCCACCCUACUCCUACCCCCUCCCUGGCCUGGGGUGGGGGCGCUGAAGUCUCGGAGCAGCCCGGCAGAAACCUGCCCUCCUCAGCGGUGCCCAUUCCGAAAGCCGCAGCUGGGAUGGGACAAGUCGGGACAAAGUGCCCUGGGCAGGAAGGGAUGCAUGGGAGCGGGCAGCAGGCUUCCAGCCCCUCCCCCAGGCUGAACUGGGCCUCCACCCCCGUUUGCGGGGUGCUGCUCCCCACGCCAGGGAGCGGAGGAAGAGGCCCUUGCCAGGUGGAGCCCCCAAAGGCAGCCGAGCGACCCUUGAGGCUGGAGUUGGGACCAGAGGUGGUGCCAGGACCGCGGGGAAGCGUCCACCUCAAUCCUGGGGAAAGGCCAGGCUGAAACCAGGCCUGAGGGGCGGGCAGGACGAAUACGGUGGCAGCUGUGACUCAACCGGUCACCCCCACCCCACCCUUCAGGUCCCCUGUGCGGUCUUUCCUUGCCGGCCCUCAGCAUCCCUCCCCUCCACCCCCCACCCCACCCCACCCCCAGUUACACGGAUGACCAAAGACCUUUCUUAUGCCGGAAGCAAAAACCAAAACUUUUUGUUGGCUUUUUCCUUUGUCGCCUCCCCCGGAGUCCCUGCUCCCCCAGCCCCGGGCUGGAAGCCCUCCCUCACUUAAGUUAUUGUUUUAAACCAAAGUUUACAGUGUCUGUUGGUGGCCAAGACCCUCUCUCCACCCUUCCUCCCCCUGCACCCUGAGGACCCUGGGACUCAGAAGAAGCUGGGGGCCCUGCUCACCUCCCCUCUGCUCUUGCCCAGCCUGGGGGAGGAAAGAGGGCAGAGGGGAGGAGCCGCAGCCCUCAGCACCCCGCGGGGUUCUCAUCCCCUUUGGGCGGUGGGCACGGGGGAGCCCUCUUCCCAACCCUGGGCUGCUUCCUGGGGGCUCUCCAAACCCCCCCCCUCCAGGACCAAGUCCCCCAUCACACUGGGAGUGUGGAUUCCAGCAAAGGCGCUGGAAAAAAAGACUCUCCACAGACCCCCUAUGGGGGACCCCAACCUAGGGCCAACGCGGGGUGUGUCGAUACUUCGGACCGUCCGGGCCCGGCCCCUUUGCUGAGAAGACUCCUUGGACGAUUUCUCAAAAGAACCCCACAUACACCCCCUCACAAGCCACCCCUCCCGAGAGGCAGGGGGCCCUCCGCCCUCUCCCCUGUGUACUCCCCACCUGUGUUCUGUUUGACCAGCACAGAAAUAUUAAACGUCCUCUAUUCACCGGG
Sus scrofa (pig) is the source of this 3805-nucleotide messenger RNA. The record is from RefSeq and is a predicted model, not a curated record. Lineage: Eukaryota; Metazoa; Chordata; Mammalia; Artiodactyla; Suidae.